Messenger RNA from Brugia pahangi, 972 nucleotides. The record is from the annotation of a GenBank genome assembly. NCBI's taxonomy places the organism in Eukaryota, Metazoa, Nematoda, Chromadorea, Rhabditida, Onchocercidae.
AUGGACGACUACGAGAAGAUCUCAGUAGUAGGACGUGGAGCUCAUGGUGUCUGUUGGCUUUGUCAGCGUAAAGAUGAUAUUUUUCGACAAAAAGUUAUCAUCAAAACAGUGGCAUUAGAGGGCCUCGCGCCAGAGGAACAGAACGCUAUCAUGGGUUUGAUUUUUUUGUCUGGAAUUCUGAUUUCACUGCAUUGUGAAAGUAUUUCAGGCGAAGUGACGCUAUUGAAACGCCUUCAUCAUCCCCACAUUAUUGGAUAUUAUGAGUCUUUCAAGACAGAAAACGCUUUUUCGAUUGUUAUGCAGUAUGCUGAGGGUGGUACAAUGGAUAAAAUGAUUUCGGAACAAAAAGGAGUCAAAUUUAUUGAGAAUAUAGUGCUCAAUUAUUUCACACAAGUUGCUAUUGGACUUGAAUAUAUGCAUUCCAAGCAAAUACUUCAUAGAGAUUUGAAAACGCAAAAUAUUUUGUUAAAUAAGAAACGAACAAUUGUUAAAUUGAGUGAUUUCGGAAUUAGUAAAGAAUUAUCAACAAGAAGUUUAGCAUCAACAAUUAUUGGCACACCGAAUUAUCUUUCUCCAGAAAUCUGUGAAGGCAGAGCGUACAAUCAGAAAAGCGACUUAUGGGCUUUGGGCUGUGUGUUAUAUGAACUUGCUGAAUUAAAACGAGCAUUUGAUGGCGAAAAUUUACCAUCGAUCGUCAUGAAAAUUACAAAAGGAAAACAUAAUCCAAUCUCUGAACACUGGAGUGAUGGCUUGAAGAAGUUGGUUAAUUCUAUUCUGGAUGUUAAUGAGAACAAAAGGCCCCUUCUCAAAGAGAUUCUCACAUGCCCACUGAUCUUACCGGUUUGUUUGGCAAUUAAUUUGGAUCUGGGUGCGCUGCCUUCUUCACCACCGAAAAAAACUCGCCAGAUUUCCUCUUCGAAUAGUAGCAUUUUACGCACACAGCCUAUAUCAGUCAAAGCUAUGGCUUAUUGA